This is a messenger RNA of Lactuca saligna, 384 nucleotides long. NCBI's taxonomy places the organism in Eukaryota, Viridiplantae, Streptophyta, Magnoliopsida, Asterales, Asteraceae. The record is from the annotation of a GenBank genome assembly.
AUGCCACCUAAUGUAUCGUUAAAUGAGAUGAACAUGAGAACAUGGAUUUGGGGGAGAACAACCAUAUGGAAUCCAUCACCAUUAUCAUCACUUCCCCUCAAAAUCGUAUUUAUCAUCUCUUUCUCUGUCACUGCUUCUUCUUCGUCUUACUCUCUUCCAACCCCCAAUCCCCGUUAUCAUUCCAUCUCAGUUCUGAAAGUCAACUCCAAGAAACCCUCAGCGACCACCACCGCCGCUGGAGACAUACUCGCACUCCUUGGCACACCUCAGCAGGCUGUAUCCGUCGACCCCCAAGUUGCUACUGAACUUCAAUCCCGCUCCAAGUUCAUCGUUCCUUUUAAUCAUACUACCAACACUCCACCUGAUUACUGUUUAGUGUUUUAA